Messenger RNA from Procambarus clarkii (red swamp crayfish), 1389 nucleotides. The record is from RefSeq and is a predicted model, not a curated record. NCBI's taxonomy places the organism in Eukaryota, Metazoa, Arthropoda, Malacostraca, Decapoda, Cambaridae.
AUGUGGGUAAAUACGGUGGAAGAAGUGUUAAUUGCAAAGCUGCAGGUGCCUCAUACUGGCGGGUCUGAAGGGUAUAAUGACUGGACACUCAAUAAUGUAGUGUGUGUAAGAUCGUGGCCCAGUUCCGGCUCACAGAGUUUGCACCUGGAGUGCUCGGGAUUGGGAGAGCCGUCACCUGCCACAGACACUAUUGGCACCGUUGACGCUACCGACUCCAACGGCGUCGUUGACGCUACCGACUCCAGCGGCGUCGUUGACGCUACCGACUCCAGCGGCGUCGUUGACGCUACCGACUCCAGCGGCGUCGUUGACGCUACCGACUCCAGCGGCGUCGUUGACGCUACCGACUCCAGCGGCACCGUUGACGCUACCGACUCCAGCGGCACCGUUGACGCUACCGACUCCAGCGGCACCGUUGACGCUACCGACUCCAGCGUCACCGUUGACGCUACCGACUCCAGUGGCGUCGUUGACGCUACCGACUCCAGCGUCACCGUUGAAGCUACCGACUCCAGCGUCACCGUUGACGCUACCGACUCCAGCGGCACCGUUGACGCUACCGACUCCAGCGGCACCGUUGACGCUACCGACUCCAGCGACGUCGUUGACGCUACCGACUCCAGCGGCACCGUUGACGCUACCGACUCCAGCGGCACCGUUGACGCUACCGACUCCAGCGUCACCGUUGAAGCUACCGACUCCAGCGUCACCCUACCGACUCCCAGCGUCACCGUUGACGCUACCGACUCCAGCGUCACCGUUGACGCUACCGACUCCAGCGGCACCGUUGACUCUACCGACUCCAGCGGCACCGUUGACGCUACCGACUCCAGCGGCACCGUUGAAGCUACCGACUCCAGCGUCACCGUUGACGCUACCGACUCCAGCGGCACCGUUGACGCUACCGACUCCAGCGGCGUCGUUGACGCUACCGACUCCAGCGGCGUCGUUGACGCUACCGACUCCAGCGGCGUUGUUGACGCUACCGACUCCAGCGUCACCGUUGACGCUACCGACUCCAGCGUCACCGUUGACGCUACCGACUCCAGCGUCACCGUUGACGCUACCGACUCCAGCGGCGUCGUUGACGCUACCGACUCCAGCGGCACCGUUGACGCUACCGACUCCAGCGGCACCGUUGACGCUACCGACUCCAGCGUCACCGUUGACGCUACCGACUCCAGCGACGUAGUUGACUGUGGGACUCUGUCAAGUUCACCACCCCGUGUGACAAGUUCACCAGGUGGUGAACUCUGCGGUCCUCCUCUGAUGUUCGCCUCCGGACCUGAUUCAAUCAUCUGCCAGAUCCUCCUCCGAAUUUCACAAGGCACAGCCCAGCCAAAUUCUCAGGAUCAUUCUUCAGAUUUUGCACGCAAGUCUAAUGAGUAG